Menidia menidia (Atlantic silverside) is the source of this 9302-nucleotide messenger RNA. The record is from the annotation of a GenBank genome assembly. Lineage: Eukaryota; Metazoa; Chordata; Actinopteri; Atheriniformes; Atherinopsidae.
AUGGAAGCAGCGGAGAAAACUCUCACUUACCGAGAUGACACCGGACUUCUCAGGAAGCUGCUCACGCACGACAAAAACAAGCACAGGGCGAAGAGUAAGGAGGACCACGCCACGGAGACGAACAGCAACGAGUCAAACUAUGUGGAUCUGGACAUGAAACCCGACGGCCCGAAAACGGUGAAAGUGACUUUCACCGGCGAGGGAAACCAGUUGUCUGUGAUCAAAAGCGACAGCUCGAAGCCGGAGGAACGGAAAAUAAGUUCGGAUGAGACCAUCGAGCAGGCGGAGGACACGCGGGAGACCGUCACCGGGCCGGAUGAGUCCACAUUUGAAACUCUGACCAAACUUGAUCAGCUCGCGGAGAAUGAGGAGCAGCGUCCGGCAGGGCUGGACACCAGCGGCUGCAGCGAUGAGCUCCAGUACACGGACAUGUAUCUGAACAGCAAGACCGAGUCGGACGACGGCGCCAGCGCCGUGCUGUCUGACCACUGCGGCUCGGACACCGUGGAGGACGAGUCCCACUAUAUCACCACGCACGAAAUCCAGCUGACCGAGCUCGACCACGACGUCGACUACGACCUGGGCCGAGGGACCUGUUGGGACUUCGAGGACAACAACCUGGUCUAUUCGUUUGUGGAUUACGCUUCUUUUGAGAGCGACGACACCCAGGAGGGGACCUUGAUCCUGGAGGGCAUGGGCCUGGCAAAAGUGCAGUCUAAUCUUGGGGGAGCAGUUGUCAGCACUGAGCAGGAGGAGAGUGAUCUUUGUGACUCGGACAAAUGCGCCAGCUCAGAUGAGAGUGUCUGCAAAAACCAGAGCGGAGACCACAACGCGGGGAAAAUCCACCUGUCCAUCAAAACUUCCUCCAGAGCGGUGACCGAUCCGGUCGGUGUGUUCGACGGCAGCACCCAUGGGUACACAAAACACUUCGCAGACCGGAGUCAUUUCUCUUUUGUGAGCUCCGGCGCCAGAGCGGGGCCCCUGUGCGAUAGAGGCCAAUAUUUCAUCCCUGCUCCGGGACGUCAGCACCUCGCAACCAAACUGAGACGGAAAGAUAUUAAUGAGUAUUCCAGCGGAGCGUCCAGCUCCAUCAGCGAACUGGACGACGCUGAUAAAGAGGUGCGUAACCUAACCGCCAAGUCUUUCCGGAGCUUGGCAUGUCCCUACUUCGAUGCUAUCAAUCUCAGCACCUCCAGUGAAUCGUCUGUGUCGGAAUAUGGGCUCAACAAAUGGUCGACGUAUGUAGAUUGGAAGUAUGGAAAUAUAUCGAGGGGGGGAGAGCGCAGCGUAAUUGCGCACAACACCUCCAGCGCAACACUGGAGAUGAAUAAAAAUGUGGAUGGUAGGAGGCAUGGUAGAUCUAUUACCGGUGUGAAAGCCUCACCUACCAAAAUGUACGCCCUUAACAAGAGGACUUCACAACAAGCGGCAUCCUGUAGAAAGAUCCAACUGAAUGACUCCGCCCAGCCUGCGCAGCGUGGGGUGACGUUAAACUUUCACUGUAACGUUCAGUCCCACGAUGGACGCAGGGGUCCCAAAUGUUCCAAGAAAGCACGACCCAGUGAAGUCACCGGGACUGUGUUGACCAGGUCGGGGUGUGAGAUGCAGUGUCAUCACACAGACAGCACGGAGGACACGCACAAGAGGGCCAUUUUUGCUUCGAGUCUUUUAAAAAAUGUGAUUUCCAAAAAGAUGCAGUUCGAGCAGGAGCGCAAAAUGGAGAGGGGGGAGAUCCGUGACACACAUCCCGCCUUAUCACCCUGUUUUCACACAAAAGAGCAAGACGGAAUGAGGGAUAAGUGUCAGGGUAAGGGAUUACAAAGGCAAAGCUCGGAAUCGGGCUCAGCAUUUACCAUUAACUCGACCGAGGAUGAGCACACGGGGGGCGGCAGAGACAGCUGCUGUGGCCCCGCUGAUGAGACAACAGACAGCAAAGCCCCUGAUAAUGCAGAAAAUAGGCAAGAAGAACCCCCAAAAGCUCCACUCAUCCACAGUCAAAGUAGUGCGUUCAAUUCAUUAAAAGAAGAGGAGCCAAACCCUCCGAAAGAGGCCGAACCUUCAUCUGCAAGUGAUUCACAAACCACUGCAAAGGAAGGGGUAGACACAAGCAGCAUGCUGACAAACGUGCUCUUUGUUCCAAGUUGCCAGCUCCUCUCAAAGGACCAGGACCUUAAAGAGGAUCUAACACAGAGCACGACUGAGGCCGGUGCAUCUGCUGGGUCAGGCAACAGUGAAAAAGAGCCGGAAAAGUGCAUCAAUGGAAAUAGUGAUGGCCAAGAGGGACACGACUCAGGGGGGAAAGCACCGGAGAUAAAAAUAUGCCUGAGAAGCGUGAAAGAAAAUAAAGGCUGCACGCUGAACAUCGCAAAUCUAUUAACCCCUAAAAUAAGUUCCAACGUUAGGAUGUUCAGGGCAGCGGAUGAUAACAAAUGCCAUGUUUUGUCUUCAGCAGAUAAGAUUCCAAACUUCACAGUCAGAGAUAUAAGGGACACCAAAGGCAAAUUUCAAACACCAAUAUAUCAUGUUAGGGAUGUACGGAAAUUAGUAAAAAGCUCAUAUCGCUUUGUCUCUUUGGAUAAUAGUGACAGUAAAUCUUCCCAAGUAGCUGAUAAGCUUGAGGAGAAGGCGAAAGGGGAUUCAGUUAAACAUUUACUACCAUCUCCAAUUGUGAUUAAAUGCAACUCUGUGAAAACAAACUCGAAAUCUCAUACAACAGAGGGGUCACAUCCACAAGUGGAGGCAGACGCUCCACCAGAGACGUCUCAAAGUGACAGCACCAUCAGCCGAGCGGCCACUGCUCCAAACAAGCAGGGAAACCUCGACCAGUCCGACGCGCAACCACAUCUGGAGGCCAAACUGGCGAAGCAGAGGCCGGACAAGUUCGCGGGCGACGCAGCUGAGAGGAGAAGCGAGGCCGCGGCGCCAAAACAGGAUGCUUUGGAGAAACUCAGAGCCGCAGUCAAAACAAUGGAGCAGUUGUAUGUUUUUGAUAAAAAGGAAUGGAAGCGGAAAACCCAAGCCCCACAGCCGGUCACGGACAGCCACGUGUUGUCACUCAUUGCCAGCGAGGAGCAGGGGGCGGACGAGGGGGAGACGAACGCCGUCCGGAUGCCCCACCCUUUAACGGAAACGCUGAAGCCACAGGGCCUUAAAAAGGCUUCAAAUAUCAUACAUGUCCCGUAUAACAAUGACACGUUCAAGACGCAGUCCCAAGAGAGCAGAACAUUCACUAACAAAAGCGUCCUUCAUUUUGGCCAGCGGACCCGCGUCAGUGUCAGCACAGAUGGUCACCAUCCUUCACAAAGCUCCUCCCAGAGCACGUCAUCCACUCUGAAGAGCUUCAAGUCUCCGGCGGCUCCGCUGUCGGUGAAAAUAGAGCCGCCGAAACCCGACCAGGUGGAGCAGGGAAAGGCCAAAGUCAGCCCCGGCUCUCCCGCCGUCACGCAGGGAUGCUCGGACUCCGAGAACUACUUGACCAUGCCGGGGCUGGGGCAUGCAAAUGAGACCGCGCCGUCGAAUCGGGAGCCCCUUACGAGGGAGGGCGGCUCGAGUUUCAGCAGAGUCAGUGCGGACGACACCAAAGGACCUGAGCAAAAGAGGUCCCCUUUGGUCAUGGAGUACCCGGCUGCGACCAUCUACCACCGUCCGGUGGCGGUUACAAGUCCUCAAAAACAACCCCAUUUGUUAUGUUUCUCUCCCUCUGUCCCCAAUGUGUCGCCUACACCCUCUUCUGUGGAGACGGGGUCACCGACCCAGCGAAAGAUGCUUUUGGAUCCCACAACUGGACAUUAUUAUUUGGUGGACACUCCCAUACAGGCCACAACUAAGAGACUGUUUGACCCCGAGACGGGCCAGUAUGUGGACGUACCCAUGUCCCAUUCGCCCGUGGCACCUGUCACCCCCGUGCCUCUUCCCCUGUCUCCCUUGGCUCUGAGUCCGGGAGCGUACGCCCCUACCUACAUGAUAUACCCCAGUUUCAUCCCCUCACCCACAUUAGCAGCCCCCGGAGUGGUGCCACAGUCCCCGUGCAACUCUGAGGAUGCAGGUGGAGAAAAGGUAAAAAAGAGCAACGCAGCCGGGGCGGAGGGCACAUAUUACAGCGCCACUGGAGAAGCUCCCCACGGGUCACUGCACCUUCCAGUGAGUUUAGAGCAAGUGACCAGGAGAGGAGGAGGAGCCGGCUCUGAGAGGAAGCCAUUAAUCAGCAUCACAACGCAGCAAGGUCCAAGAAUCAUCGCCCCACCCUCGUUUGACGGAAAAACAAUGAGCUUCGUGGUGGAGCAUCGAUAUCUCUGCUGAGGAAACUGCACCCAUUCUCUGUAAGUGCUUUUUUCACCCCUGUGAUCUUCACCCGGGACAUCUCCUACCAUCACCUUCUGCCCGCACGCUGUUUCCUUCUUUAUCAUUGCUUACUGUGUGCAUUGUUGCACUUUGUAGUUAACACAUUCAACCAUGCCCUCAGGCAGAUGUUUUACUAUAAAUUGGGAUUGUAGUACUUUCCAUUAAGGUUUUUGCCUGGAGGUCUGAGCUCUGUUUAGAAAUGAUUUGUGCCCUGCAGUAUAUUCAAAAGGAAACAAGGCAGUUUUGUUAAUAAAGUGUUUAUUUUUGGCCUAGCUAACUCUCUCUGCAACAAAACGGCUCGUUUGCAUAUAGAUUUUGUUGUUUGUUGAGAAAUCAAGAUACAAGAUACGAACAAAGCAAGAUACAAACUGACAGUAUCUAACAAAGAGGCCAGCCUGUUGUCUGCUGUCCCUUGUACAGUCAGGUCGUUGUGGUGGCCAAACAUAGAUUUGCAACAAAAUCAACCAUCUGGCUACUGAAGACUUUUCAGGAAACACACAAGUUUGGGUUCUUUUUUGUAUAAAAGCCAAAGUUUGAAUGCCUGUAAAAGUCAAAUGUCCCCUCAGUGGCUAAGGCUACAUGACUGGGUGACAUUUCUUCAAUUCUCGCUGAGCCUUAAACUUAGAUUGAUCCUAAUUGCUGAAUGCAUAGGUAGCUGAUUCACUGGACAUAAAUCCUGGAGGGAUUGCUGGGGACAUCAAAUUUCACCACAGCUGGAAACUUACUUUUUUGUUUUUUAGCUGAAAUAGGGAUGUAAAAAUGAAGUGAUUUCCUUCACAUAGUAAACCAAAUAGGUGGUUUGUGAGGGUGAAAUGGGGGUUUCCAAAUGGCAGCUGCCCCCACGUAGCAAUACACAGAGCUGUCAGACAUAAAACCUCUAAGUUAAGAAGUCCAAGCUACGUUUUAGCCCAUACUAUCUGACAAAGCUGUGGAUGAUAACAGAAACAUGUGAUCAUAGACAUGUCUGGUGAGCAUUUACUAUUUGAUGCAAUAGAGACAAACUAGAAAGAGACAUGGAGAGUACUUUUGCUCUUCCAUUUUUCUAGUAGCUCAAGGCUAAAACUGAUCAGGUUAUUGUGUUGGCUUUUAGAUGGAUUCAUUUAGUAUGUUGUAGUUAUUAUCCGAUUUGUGCUGAAAUGAAUACUUUAGUACAUAUAAUGCAGAAAAUGGUCUCCACUAUUUACCCAGUGAUGUACAGUACUAUCGCCACUGUGUGCUCCACAUGAAACACAACAUUAUGCCUCACUCCAAACAUGAUGGUGUGAUGUCUUUAUAUGUAUACAUAAACACCUAUGCAUGAUUUGCUCAUCUGAUCUAUGUCAUCACAUCUAUUUACUGAUCUGAGUGCAUUCAUCAACAGUAUCAAUCAGGUUCUUUAUCAGACAUCUGAUGUCUGCAGUAAUGUUUCAGACACGUCCCACUGGAAAGAGAUCCAGAAUACCUGGGAGGGAUUACAUACAGUACCAUAAUGGGACUUGCAAUGCCUCAGGGUGCUCCAGGGAAAUAUAUCGAAUAUGGCAAGAAGGAGAGAGACUUUCUAGCUUUUUGGACCAGCAGAGGAUAUUGGUUUGUUUAACACCCAUAAAAUUAGAUCAAAGUUUCCCAACAGGAAAUGUUGUUGUAGUGAGAUGAUUUCUAACAAUUAAAGGUUCAUCAUAUUUUAUUUUUUUUUAGAUCGUGAUGAGCUUUGGUGUCUUAAAAUGAACAGAUUUCAGCUAACAUACAAAUGAUAAGGACUUAAGUAUUGAAUUGUCCUACGAAUUUGUGCUCGGUCCAAAAUGUUCGCUGCUCUGUAAAGGUUUUAUAGUUAAGUAGGUUUCAAUUGCACAAUAAAGAAAAUGUAUCCUACAGUUGGUCUUUCAUGAUUAUCAAAGAACAGGGACCAUUUUUGUGUAGUUAGUUUGGUCAGAGGAGGAUUUAAAAGCAUCCCAUUUCGUACAGAUACUUUUUAAAAACGAAGAAAAACAAGUUACACCAAAUGCAUCUGGCAUUGCUGCGUGUCGUAAUAAUCAACUAAACUAACCAUUUCCCUGUCAUUCAGUGGCCUAUGCCUGUCUAUAUUCUUUGUCACAACUCAGAAAAUGCUGCUAAUAGGUGCAAAAUCCAAAAGCUGUAGGGAGGUGAGGAAACGGAGCUGGGACUCAGGUUUACCAGUAUACUUAGUUGACUAUAAGUAGAGUUGGGCCAAAUGAGUCAGUGCCAGCUGAGACAUUUAGAGGAUAACUUCCUCUAUUUGCGUUGCCUCAGUUUACACUUUUGUGUAAUGAGAUGGGAGUGGACGUGUGAGCGUCUGAAUGUGUCCGUGGUUGUGGCCGUGAGUUAUGUGUGGCAUUUGAGCAUUCUGUGAGUACAACAAGGAGUUAUGUUACUUCACUGCGGAUCUCACACACACAGAACAUGUGUGAAGUGUGUCUUUCCACUUAACGCAGAGCAAUGCCAGUUUCUCAGGUCCUCUCUCUCUUUUCUUUUUUUUUGGUUGGGAUUUUCCACAAAUUUAUAUGAAUCAAAAGAUUGUUUUAUUUCUCUACCUACAUUUCUCUGUAAGAUGAAGUGCUGAUGUAUUUUUCCUUUGUCAUGUCUUGUUUUCAUUUGAAUAUGCAGCAGGGAUUCAUAUGAUCUUUUGUUUCGCUUGAGUCAGUCACACUGUAGAUUAGCUUAUUUUUCCUUUUCUGUGCACAUUUAAAACAAAGCACAAAAUAAAGGUAUUUGGAGCUGCUGGUCACUCUAUGUACCUCCAUGUAAAAUACAUGUUGUUUUAGCUCUGGGACAACACACUUUAUGUAAAUUUGUGGCCCCGAGAGUAAAUUUUGUAAUGAUCAACCCAUGCAGCGGUGUGAGAGAUCUGUUAACGUUUGCAAAUGGUUUGAGAGAUUUGAUGCAUUUUGAGGUACAAUGUUGCUUAAAUGUAUUGACGGUCGUUUAAGUUACACUGUUGAGACAACUGAAUGUCAAUUUAUGGGAAGCGUGGAAAACAAAAUAAAAAAAGAAAAGUUGAGCGAAAAGACACUCAAUUGGGAGCAGGUCCAAAGUGAGUCAUGGUAUGCGUUGCCAGAUUUUCUUUUUUUUAAACAUGUCCAAAAAUCAAAACAAAACACACACAAACUUUAUUCAGAUUAAAGAUUCUUAAUUUGAAGUAAUUUUAGGUCAUUUUUUAAACGAUAUUCCAACACCGUUCAAUUUAGUUUUAAUAAAGUUUUUUUUCAAGAUCCAGUACAAAUCUAUUCCAGUUUCCUUUGAGCAAAAAACUGUGUGACAUUUAUCUGUGAAUGAUAAUAAUGUAGCCUACUUAUUGCAUUUUGAUUGCUACUAAUGUUACCAACAAUGGCAGCAGCAAAAGGCCAUAAACUCUGGUGACAGAUGCACAAUGUGCACUUAGAAAAUUUUAUUUGAGAAUUUUGCCCCAAAGUUGCACUAUAAGAUUAUAUAUGUUAUCAAAUAUUUUUAAGAUGCCUUUUCAGAAUGUGACAUUAUGCAUCUGGUGCAUUUUAUAUAUUAUUCUAACAAUAAAAUGGCAUCAUAAUUAUUGGCGGGGUUCUCUCCUAAAGAAAAAUAACACUCCAGAUAACAUAUAAAUAAAUUGAUAACACAUAACGUGUUAUAUUGAUAACACUGUGUUAUUCAUGUGGCAUGAAUGGAUACCUGGUAUGAUUUUUAAGAUCAAAUCUGAGAAUCUGACAGUAUCUGAAUUUUUCUUACUGAAAAAAGAGGGCUAGAAAGUGAAGCUUAGUUGGUCUGAGAUAAGUGUGUUUAGCGUGUAAAUGUUAUAAGAAACAGGGCACACAUUAGGAUGGAAUGUCUUAAUGGCUUUGGAAUCACUUAGUGGUACAGUUUGCCUUGAUGAUGCUGUCCGCUGUGUUGUGUGGCUGCCUCCAAAAAAGGAUGUGGUUGGGCGGGCUGAGAGUGGAGGGACAAACCUGAAAGGAGAAGUGAGUGUAGUGAUUGCACUUACACAACUGAAUGUAAGGAAUAUGAUGCAUAAGUGUUGUGUAGACUGAAAAGUCUACAUCUGUUUGCAAUAAAUUCAAAAUUCAUGCCACUGAACAUGUUUCUGGUCAUGUGAAUUAGUUUCAGGCUAACUUGUAUUUGUAUUUAAAUUGGCUUGUGCUAACUUCAAAGCGGGCAAGCCUUUCAUAUGGGAAACAAGCCAUAACCUUUCUUAUUAGCGAUAUUAUCAACGAAGAAAUCAUGAAAAUAUUUGUUUUGAAUUGUGCUCUUUUAGCCAUAUUUUCAUGAAGGGUAGCAGGAUAAUAAACUAUCUAAUUUGGUGGCCUUUGAGGUUUUCUUAGUUAAAACUAUCAGCUUUGCUCAUGUUAAUUAGUUUGAAAAAUGUAUCAGACCCCAAACAAAACACACUCUUGGGUUGUCGAGAUUUUUAAGAUCUGUUACUCUGGAAAAACGUUCUGUGCCUGUUGAAGUGAAGACUAAAAGUGCUUUUUCACAACCUGCUUGUCUGGAAAAGGCUUGAAACUGAUCUGAACUGUAUUAAUAACUGAGAGGGCACUUGGAGAGCACAGUUCUCUGCCAGGGCCAAUGCACUAUCCAUAUCAAAAUCGGAUGAAUACCUGCCUGACCCAAGAAUUUCAUCAGUGUUCUCACUCACAGAAUACUAGAACUGACACACUGACUAUAAUAAAUCAACUUUUGCUUUGGGGAGAGAAUGUUUAUGUUUGAAAUCUCAUAUAAUGAAAACGUCUAUUACUUUAGGGUGUUAUAUAGUAUUAACUAAUGGUUGAUCAUGUAGAAGACUUGACCAAAAGAUUUUAAAAAACUUGCCCAAUGUUUUUGUUUGGGUGAGAAUAACAUAACCUCUUUGACCAAUCAAGCACCUUUUUUUCUUUCUCAGAUGUUCUUGUGUAGUUGACUUUAAGUAUAACAUCAUAAAUAUAUUAUUCUAUCUAAUCUGUUGUGUUGUUCACAGUGUUCCAAAGUUUUAUUCUUCCCUAAUGUCUAAACCUAUUCUU